AUGCGGGCGAUCUCGACGGCCUCGGCGGCGGCGGGAGGCAUGCUACGCGCGCGGCUCCGCUCCGCAUCCCGCGUGCGCGGUGGCGGCGAGGGUGCGGGGCGGUGGACGACGCCGGGACACGAGGAGCGACCCAAGGGGUACCUCUUCAACCGCCCGCCGCCGCCGCCGGGGGAGUCGCGGAAGUGGGAGGACUGGGAGCUGCCCUGCUACAUCACCUCCUUCCUCACCGUCGUCAUCCUCGGCGUCGGCCUCAACGCCAAGCCCGACCUCACAAUCGAGACCUGGGCGCACGAGAAGGCGCUCGAGCGCCUUCAGCAGCAGGAGCUCGCCGCCGCCGCCGCCGCUGUCUCCGGCGGCGGUGACGCCGAUGCCGAGUGA
Miscanthus lutarioriparius is the source of this 378-nucleotide messenger RNA. Lineage: Eukaryota; Viridiplantae; Streptophyta; Magnoliopsida; Poales; Poaceae. The record is from the annotation of a GenBank genome assembly.